UGGCGGUCAAAUUGUGGUAGGUGAAGUCUGAGAGUACUUACAAGAAGACGUAGCUGAGUUUGAGACUGAGAAGUGAAUAUACAUUUACACUGCAUUACAUUGGUGAGAAGUGGCUGUGGCUAGCUGGGAGUGAUCAUGGAGGUGGUGGAGAACAAGCAAGUGAUAUUCAAAGGGUAUAUAGAGAGAGCACCAAAGGAGACAGACAUGGAACUCAAGGUUAACAAAAUUCAACUCAAGGCACCAAAAGGUUCUACAGCUUUUCUGGUCAAGAAUUUGUAUCUUUCUUGUGACCCUUACAUGAGAGCCCUCAUGCGUCAGGGCUCUGGCGGUCAUCAUCCUCCUUAUGUCCCUGGUCAGGUGAUUCAAGGAUUUGGUGUGUCAAAGGUUGUGGAUUCUGAUAACCCCGAUUUCAAGCCUGGAGAUAUAAUUUCUGGGUUUACUGGGUGGGAAGAAUACAGCUUGCUUAAGAAUCCUGAGCAGCUGAGCAAAAUUCAACCUGAUGAUCAAAUCCCUCUCUCUUAUCAUUUGGGUCUUCUUGGGAUGCCUGGUUUUACUGCUUAUGUUGGAUUUUAUGAGGUUUGCGCCCCUAAAAAAGGUGAAUAUGUUUUUGUCUCUGCGGCUGCUGGAGCUGUUGGGCAGCUUGUUGGGCAGCUUGCUAAGUUGCAUGGCUGCUAUGUAGUUGGAAGUGCCGGAAGUAGCCAAAAGGUUGAUCUUUUAAAGAAUAAGCUUGGCUUUGAUGAAGCUUUUAACUAUAAGGAAGAACUGGACCUGGAUGCAGCUUUGAAAAGGUGCUUUCCACAAGGCAUUGACAUCUACUUUGAUAAUGUGGGUGGGGAAACACUUGACACGGCAUUGAUUAACAUGAGGGUCCAUGGCCGAGUUGCAGUUUGUGGGAUGGUGUCUCUGCAUACCUACGGUGAUCCUCAAGGGAUUCACAACCUGUUCAAUCUCGUACCGAAGCGCAUUACUAUGAAAGGAUUCUUGCAGAGUGAUUACUUGCACUUAUAUCACCAGUUCCUGGAACAUGUUAUCAGCAAUUACAAGCAAGGCAAGAUCGUUUACAUCGAAGACAUGAAUGAAGGUUUGGAAAGUGCUCCAGCUGCUUUUGCUGGAUUAUUUUCUGGCAAAAAUGUGGGGAAGCAGGUUGUGUGUGUGGCCAGGGAAUGAUAUUUCUCAAUUAACAUGGCUUGUAGCCAUGUUGCGACAAUUUUAUUUUCGUCGCCAAAAUGCAUGUUUCGGAUAAUAUUUAGAGCUUUUAGCUAUUCAUUCUACGGAAAAAUGUUACAUGGAAUCCUCACCUGCUUUCUUUAUCUUGUCUUCAAAUCUUUUUUCAAGUUACUUGGUUGGCAAGAGAUUAAUAUGUUUCCCUUCAUCAA
Messenger RNA from Pistacia vera, 1376 nucleotides. RefSeq names its product 2-alkenal reductase (NADP(+)-dependent)-like. The coding region runs from base 136 to 1167 and encodes 343 amino acids. The transcript has 5 exons. Gene Ontology annotation, molecular function: oxidoreductase activity, acting on the CH-CH group of donors, NAD or NADP as acceptor. The record is from RefSeq and is a predicted model, not a curated record. Lineage: Eukaryota; Viridiplantae; Streptophyta; Magnoliopsida; Sapindales; Anacardiaceae.